GUCUGAGCAGUCUGAAGUCUACAGGCUAAAUAUCCAGAACACACGCACCGAUUACUCAAAAGUCGAUUUCCAUACUAUAAAUCGCCCGUAAAAUACUAGCUGAGGCAGUGCAAGUUUUUUAAGCUUUGGUACCAACCUUGAACAUUUGGGUGGCACUCCCUCGGAGGACUAGCGAUGAUGGGGUUCAGGUCUGACAACUGAGGUGAGGGGAAGAAAAGAAACGUGACAAAAAAGAAUCGCCUCCGGCUUUGUCUAACAAGUGGGCGCUUAACCGAAAAAGGAAUGUAGAACUAAUCAAUUAAGAUUUGGCCACAACUACCUGGCGACACAUGAACGGCUCGGUCUAAAGAGCUGCUAAAGAGAGGCUGGUCACCUUCCUAGGCUCGGUGAUACUCACAGUUCAUCACGAUCUUUGCGACUACUAGUACUAUUGUGUGAUGGCUGACAGAUCCAAGUCCUCUCGGCUUUUCUCCCGGCUGUCAAAGCGACGACAUUCCUCCAAGCCCCUAAGCAGUCCCUCUCAGGCCUUGACCUCCCCUUUUCCCGACAUCCAGAUCACUCCGGUUAGCGGAGAUCGUGAUGAAUCUGACGGAUCUCUUCUCCACCUUCCCACUGCCACCACGCAAACUGGUGGAGAUUCGCAGACGUUUUUUCGACACACUCUAUCUGGGCUGUUCCGCAGAAGCUCAAGCUCCGGUUCCAGUCGUGUUGAUCAAUCUCCCCUCUCUGGGCCCCCUAACAAAUCGCUACCGUUGUCUCCUCACCUCGGAGCCACCAACAAUAUCCCUCGUGAUACACCUAUAGAGCGCGUCACUCAUGAUAAUACUGCGGGCCACCUACAACUAGGGCGCACAGGCGUGGACUUGGAUAUUUCGUCAUUAAUGGAGCGAAUUCCAUCAUCGUCAGCCGUUCCUACUGGCGACAGAAAGAAAACAACCAUCGCUGCAACAAGGCUCGUCCUCCAAACCGCUGCCUCUGCCCUCAGGUUCGUCCCCAUUGCGAAUCUUGAUCAGAUACCAAAUAUACUUCUAACAUGGCUCCAAGUUUACGAGAGCGUUGACGACAACGACGAAAAUCUUAAGGGAUUGGGCGAUGAAGUUCGGAAGGCUCACGAAACAAUCUUUAGACCGCUCCAAUUGUGGACUGGCCAAGUCCCACAUGAAAUCAGCGACGUAAUUCAACAGUUCAACUCAGCCCUACAAGGACUACUGGAACGAAUUGAAGCACUCAAACGCCAAAAGCUUGCCAAGAGGGUAAUCCGUGCGACUGAGAUAACGCAGGAAGUAAGCUCCGUAAAGUCUUGCAUCGGUGAUGCUAUCUCUCGUUUUACGACCGCUGCCACAACGCUAAAUCUCCUCCACACAAUCCGGUUAUCGGUGGACUAUGAGCUUUUGAAACUCCAUAAAGUGGAUGCGCAGUAUUCCUCCGUGAUCAGCAGGUCCGAAUGCUUGGAAAGCACACGUGUUGAGAUUCAAAGAUCCAUUCUUGAUCGCCUGAAGGAGCGGGGGCACCGGUUUGUCUGGUUGCGCGGUUCUCCGGGCACUGGAAAGACCGCCAUAUCAACGAGUGUUGCUUCGACUCUUGACAAACGGAAUCACUUGGCAGCAUCGUUUUUCUGGGACAAAAAUCAAAAGGGAACAGGGCUCGAUUCGAUCAAAUACUUUCCCUCUACCCUUGCACGCCAACUUGCUUCGUUUAAUGCCGAGUACGAGGGCCUGCUUGUCAGUCACCUUCGACAGCCGUUGUCGUUGAAGAUCGUUCCCGAUUCUGUACUGGAGAAACAAAUGAAAGCUUGGAUCAUCGACCCCAUGCACGAACUCAAGAGCAUAUUGUCUUCGAGCGACGGACGCUUCGGCAUCGUCUUGGACGGGCUGGAUGAGUGUGGGACUCAGGAGGAACUCGAGUGCUUGAUGAAGCUCGUACUUAUCCUUGAUGAGCUACCAGCUGCAUUUGCGGUGUUGGUCAGCUGUCGACCAGAGUCAUCGGUUACAUCAGCCUGGGGCAGAGCUCGGAGUCGGGGUCUUGUCAUACCAUGUGAAGAUGUGGAUGCGCUUGCUAAAGGCGAGAAGUUCCACACGGUCCGUCGCAUCGUGGAGGAAGGCCUUCGGAAUCGUAUUGAAGAGUCUUUGUGGAAACCAUCAGGGGAAGAUCUGGAUGCUUUUGCUUUUGCUUGUCGUGAACUGCCUGUCAUUGCCUCGACACGAGUCCGAGACGUCUGCCUUCAAACUCGUCGUGGUGCAACACUUGAGUCUGAGUUUAAAUACUUCCGCGAUCUUACUAACGCCCCCGUUGACGUCAACUCGGAGUAUUUACGUGUACUUCGCCGAGCCUAUGUGGUUGAUUCAUCCGGAGUCCGUCCACAGACAGCCAAGAAGUAUUUCCAAGUGGUCGGCACGAUUAUUGCGGCACACGAGCCACUAAGUGUGUUUUCUAUGUCGCAACUGUUAGGAAUGUCCGAGGAGGAGGUCCUGGCAAUAUUGGAACCUAUUAGCUCGCUUGUCGAUCUCUCCCAAGUAAGUCGCUCGGAACGUUCCUCAGGGAAUCCUCCAGUGGAUGCGAAAAGCGUCAUAUUCUAUCAUGCAACGAUGAAGGAAUUCAUAACAGGGGACCCAAUUGGUAAUGAAAAUGACAGAGUAUUCUUUUUCAAAGAUGUGAAAGGGUAUUUCCUUGGACUACCGCUCCUUCGAUUUCUCAACAACAGUACACCGGAUGUAUUUGGGAUGCCUACCACCCCCCCCUUAGGAGAUGAGCAGAAAUGGAAGGAUUUUCGGGAGUUUCAUCGUCCCUAUCAUCACCCUCAACAUCUCCAAUAUGCCAUCAAAUACUUAUUUCGACACUUAGACCCUUCACAACUCUUUGCGCAGGACAACGAUUUGCAGAACGAGUUUAAUACCUUCCUUGUGCGAAAUUUGGUGACGUUUAUGCUCCUGGCCCAGUUUGACUUUGUGUUGCCUGCGGAAUUUCGUCCAUUCAACGUAAGUGAAAAUCAUUCAUAGAUACAUACUGUGCAUAUUUCAAUAACAUUAUGCCACUUCAAUAGAAUUGCGAUUCAUUCAAACUUCUGAGAGAAGCUCAAGAAAAGAUAGAGGAAUUGUGCAUAAUUCCAAUUCGCCAUCGGAACAGUGCCCUUCCUUACUAUGAACCAUCGAACCUUUAUC
Cantharellus anzutake is the source of this 3158-nucleotide messenger RNA. RefSeq lists its product as uncharacterized. Gene Ontology annotation, biological process: cell surface receptor signaling pathway. The transcript is spliced from 5 exons. The coding region runs from base 438 to 2996 and encodes 852 amino acids. The record is from RefSeq and is a predicted model, not a curated record. Lineage: Eukaryota; Fungi; Basidiomycota; Agaricomycetes; Cantharellales; Hydnaceae.